Molecule: messenger RNA, 948 nt
Organism: Nakaseomyces glabratus
Lineage: Eukaryota; Fungi; Ascomycota; Saccharomycetes; Saccharomycetales; Saccharomycetaceae
Gene: CCC1
Product: Ccc1p
Biological process (GO): intracellular manganese ion homeostasis
Cellular component (GO): fungal-type vacuole membrane
Molecular function (GO): manganese ion transmembrane transporter activity; iron ion transmembrane transporter activity
Source: RefSeq, a predicted model, not a curated record
AUGGUUUCUUUCCCGCGACAAGGACCCCCAGAGGCACAUAGAGAUCAUAUGUCUGUAGUUGGGUUGAAGAACGCGGUAGCGAAGCUGGUGUCUCCCGGGGCGUCGAAGCUGCCGGGGACGUACGGGUCUAUGGAUAGCGAUGCCACGCGUGUGGGCGAUGUGAAUGUGAAUGGGAGCGGGAGCGGGAGCGGGACGAAGUACGACAAUGGUAAUGAUAUAGAGGCGUCGGUUGACGGUGGCGAGCGCGAGGGUCUGUUCAGCAAUGUGGACCCGCGUGUGAUCAGCGACUUGAUUAUCGGGCUGAGCGACGGGCUGACGGUGCCAUUUGCGCUAACCGCGGGGCUCUCGUCGCUGGGUGACGCGAAGCUGGUGAUCACCGGUGGGUUCGCGGAGCUCAUAUCCGGGGCGAUAUCGAUGGGUCUGGGUGGGUACCUGGGUGCCAAGAGCGAGUCGGACUACUACCACGCCGAGGUCAAGUCCGAGAAGCGGAAGUUUUACGAGAAUAUGACGUUAAUAAACCACGAGAUAGAAGACAUAUUGCUGGACAUCAACCCAGACUUCUCAGACGAGACCAUAGUGUCGUUCUUCAAGGACUUGCAGCGGAAGCCCGAGCUGAUGGUGGACUUCAUCAUUAGGUAUGGCCGUGGUCUCGACGAGCCAGCAGAGAACAGACAGUUCGUCAGCGCUGUAACCAUCGGCGGCGGCUACCUGCUCGGUGGACUGGUGCCCUUGGUGCCAUAUUUCUUCGUAAAGGAAGUCGGAACAGGCCUGAUAUACUCAAUCGUGGUCAUGGCCAUCACGUUGUUCUGGUUCGGCUAUAUAAAGACCAUGGUCUCGAUGGGGGAAAGUUGUACAACUAACAAAAAGGUCUCGGAAGGGCUGCAGAUGGUAGCAGUUGGUGGUGUCGCAGCAGGAGCUGCUUGGUUUUUCGUCAAACUUUUGGGAUAG